UUUGCUGGAGAGCGGGACAGGCACCCAGAGGGGGAAAUACAGGGCGAGGGAGUGCCAGGCAGGCAAAGGCUCCCGCGGACAGCACCAAAGCAGCCGAGCCGGCGGUCGGGGAGCAGACGAAGUCCAGCAUCAUGGGUUUGCUUGAGUGCUGUGCCAGAUGUCUGAUCGGGGCACCCUUUGCUUCGCUGGUUGCCACUGGCUUGUGCUUCUUCGGGGUAGCACUGUUUUGUGGCUGUGGGCACGAAGCCCUCACAGGCACAGAGCAGCUCAUUGAGACCUACUUCUCCAAAAACUACCAGGACUACGAGUAUCUCAUCGACGUCAUCCAUGCUUUUCAGUACGUCAUCUACGGCACGGCCUCCUUCUUCUUCCUCUACGGAGCCCUGCUGCUAGCUGAAGGCUUCUAUACCACCGGCGCCGUCCGGCAAAUCUUCGGGGACUACAGGACCACCAUCUGUGGCAAGGGCCUCAGCGCAACGGUAACUGGGGGCCCGAAAGGGAGGGGAGCGCGAGGCCCCCAGCGAGCUCACUCGUUGCAGCGGGUGUGUCAGUGUUUGGGAAAGUGGCUAGGACAUCCUGACAAGUUUGUGGGCAUUACCUACGUCCUGACCAUCAUCUGGCUCCUUGUCUUCGCCUGCUCUGCGGUGCCUGUCUACAUCUACUUUAACACUUGGACCACCUGCCAGUCCAUUGCCAACCCCAGCAAGACCUCGGCCAGCAUUGGCACCCUGUGUGCGGAUGCCAGGAUGUAUGGUGUUCUGCCCUGGAAUGCUUUCCCUGGCAAAGUGUGCGGCUCCAACCUGCUCUCCAUCUGCAAGACCAGUGAGUUCCAGAUGACUUUCCACCUCUUCAUCGCGGCCUUCGUGGGGGCAGCCGCCACACUGGUGUCACUGCUCACCUUCAUCAUCGCCGCCACGUACAACUUUGCCGUCCUCAAGCUGAUGGGCCGAGGCACCAAGUUCUAGCCUCCCAGCCAGACCAAGCGCCCUUCUUUGCUCUAACCCCGAGGCUUUAACACUGCAGACACCUGACACCAGGUCUCCUGCGUUAACUCUGCCUUCGCCGCUGACUCCCCUCCUCUUCCUCCCUCGCAUCCAUCAUCGUGCUGAGCGUGACCAGGAAGGAGAGCUUCCCACCAAUGGACACCUCUGCAUGCACUUUUCUCUCUCUGCUCAUCCAUAACCGGUUCGCUCUAGGGCCAAGCCCGUCAAAAGCCAGCCAGAGAAGAGGAGGGACUUACUCCAGUGUCCCGGUAUUGCCUAGGGAUGAGCAAAGGCCUUCGUGCUCCUGGAAGGAGGAAAUCCAUGUAGGUUGCUCCAUGAGUAGCAGGAGGCUACCUAGAGAGAAAAGGAAGUUGGCCCAGCCCUGGUACCAUUGCUAGAGACUCUCCUGGAGCUGUCUGCUGUCACCACUCGUGGAUGGAGAAUAAGAGAAGGAUUAUUUUUUUCCCCCUUAGCAAAGAAAGAUGAAUUUACCCUAAACUGCCUGCUGCAGCCAAGGCAAAGGGAGUUCAGGGCAAGGAUCUUCCCGCUGUGGAGAAGAGAGUGCUGACCCCAUUGCUGAUAAAGCCCUAACCCAGCUGCUCCUAUUAAAGCCUAAAGGAGUUUGGUGUCUCUGUAGACAAAGGGGACUCUCGGCUUUACGCUCCAGGCAUCAGAGAGGCAGCAGAUAGAUUUGACCGGAAGGGGACAUCUCUGUGCCAUGCCCUGGGAGUGCAAAGCCAGAGCCAUCCCUCCGCGGGCAGGGGAUGACCCUCUGGACUGUGGCCCUUCGCCCACCCCUGCCCUGCAAGCGCCGUGUUCGCCACAUGCUCUUGUCCCUUCAUAAUGGUGCUCUUCUCUGGGUGACGUCUGCUUCUCUAACCUCCACUGUGUCAGAGAGCUUCAUUUGUUCCUCACUCAUGUCAAAUGUAACCUUCCCUUGUCCUGUCCCCCUCUUCCCUUCACUUUGUUCUCUCCCAUGUUUCCUGCAAGUCAGGACAACUGUCUUGUUUCUGCCGAGGUGGGAAGGACUGGCAGCACCUUGCUUCCAGCUGAAACCCAUGAAGGAGUCCACCCUAAUGGCUGAAACCCAUGAAGGAGUCGAGAAGGGAAGGAAAAGUUGUGGUUUGGGGGUCACAGGGCAGAAACACAGCCCAUCUCUGCAAACUGGCUUCUUUCUGGUGCCAGUUCAGUCUUUUCCCAGGGAGGGAGGGGAACAGUGGGCCAAGGGGGUUGGUAGAGACAACCUCUCCCUUACGACUGCUUUCCACGGCAGCUGGAGGAAUGCCCUCUGGCUGGGUAGCAUGGAUCCAGCCAGACCUGCCAAAAUGCUGUUUCCAGCCCUUCCCACCAACUGGUAUUUUGUCUUCCCUGCCUCUCCUUACUGCCAACCUUUUUGUUUAUUUAUUGGAGAAGCCUACUGUAGCUCCAUCUUGCGUGGAUUUUUAUCUUUUCUUUGUUAACUUGGGCCUGCAUUACUCUCUUGGUUUUUAAGUGCCUGUUUCAGCAGAGGCAAGGAUAAAAGGAGCAGAUCUGCUGAGCAGAGCAUUGGAAGGAUCCUUGCCGCUGGGCAUGCUGAAAUGGGUUGGCCAGGCUACCAACGCACACAGGCUGGGGGGGGAGUGGGGACAGCACUCCAG
Dryobates pubescens (Downy woodpecker) is the source of this 2620-nucleotide messenger RNA. RefSeq names its product proteolipid protein 1 (gene PLP1). NCBI's taxonomy places the organism in Eukaryota, Metazoa, Chordata, Aves, Piciformes, Picidae. Gene Ontology annotation, molecular function: structural constituent of myelin sheath. The transcript has 7 exons. The coding region runs from base 132 to 965 and encodes 277 amino acids. Gene Ontology annotation, cellular component: myelin sheath; plasma membrane. The record is from RefSeq and is a predicted model, not a curated record. Gene Ontology annotation, biological process: axon development; central nervous system myelination.